This is a messenger RNA of Ambispora gerdemannii, 177 nucleotides long. NCBI's taxonomy places the organism in Eukaryota, Fungi, Glomeromycota, Glomeromycetes, Archaeosporales, Ambisporaceae. The record is from the annotation of a GenBank genome assembly.
AUGAUCAAAGGACAACUUCAUGUACGAGUUCUUGAAGGAAGAAACGUUAAAGAUACCGAUGCUGUUGGCCGAGGUGAUCCAUUCGUUGAAUUCUGGAUCGACGGACACGAAAAACAUAAAACCGAUUCACGUUGCAAUACCAACACGCCGGUUUGGCUAUACGAGACCACUUUGUAA